Molecule: messenger RNA, 353 nt
Organism: Malurus melanocephalus (red-backed fairy wren)
Lineage: Eukaryota; Metazoa; Chordata; Aves; Passeriformes; Maluridae
Product: beta-galactosidase-1-like protein 2
Exons: 3
Source: RefSeq, a predicted model, not a curated record
UUUUUCCUGUUUCUCUUUGCAUGCCAGGCCAGCCCCUUCCUCUGCCUCCCAUGAUUGAAAGCAAAGCAUCCUAUGGUGCCAUCCUCCUGCAUCAGUACAUCUCUCUCUGGGAUGUGUUGCCAACCCUUUUACAGCCCAUCAAGUCAGAGCUCCCUGUGAACAUGGAGAACCUGCCCCUGAACGACAGCAUUGGGCAGCCCUAUGGAUAUGUGCUCUAUGAGACUGUCAUCUUUGGGGGUGGCCAGCUGCACACCCAGGACCACGUCCGGGACCGGGCACAGGUGUUUGUUAACACCAUGUACGUGGGGGAGCUGGACUACAACACAGUGGAGCUCUCCAUUCCUGAGGGACAG